CCAACAGCAAACUCACGAUUCGUAAUCGACGAACGCCACGAACGAUUUCGAUUAAUCGAUUAAUCGAUUCAUCGCCGGCACCACGCGGGCUGUUACCGUAUCCCCCCGACUAUACGAAAGGCGCCUUUCGCGUGGAUUUUAAAGCAAAAAAGUUGCGGGAAAUCGUCUUGUAAUCCGGUCUAUUUGUUCAUAUCAGCGCGUAGUCAGAGUUGUAGGGCUUUAAUUGGCGACCGCGCGGCCAGUUUGUGGUGCGUCUCACUUUAAUCAUCGGGGUUCUCUCGCCCGAGAUUACGGGAAAGAAUCUCCGGCACGGCCCGAGCGAGUGAGUCGGCGAUUACGAUUAACUUGCCGGUCGAUUCCUCGUCUCGAUUUUUGUUGUUGGUUGUUGUCGUCGUUGUUGGCGAGUUCCCCGCCGCCGCUCGUCACCGUCCGUCGCCCCAAUUUGAUUUUUAAAAUUUUAUUUAUUUUUAAACGACAACGAACGAGAGAAAACUCUCAAACGAGAGUGCGCGCCCGUCGAUUCGACGCAACGAUCCGCGGGCUGGAGCGAGAAUCGACGAAUCGAUCCACCGCGUGUGUCCUUUAAGCCCCGGCGCGGCGCUUUUUGACUUUUAGCACCUCGCGAUUCAGAGAGGGGGAGAGACACAAAACCAGUGACCUCCUCAGCCGACAAAUCUCUCUGCGUCAUGGCUCGCUACCUGGCUCAGAUCGUCAUGCUGGGAGCUCAGGUGGUUGGCAAAGCGUUCUCACGGGCCGUGCGCCAGGAAUUUGCAGCGAGCAGGGCAGCAGCGGAGGCGCGGGGCCGCGCUGGAAGGCAGUCGGCCGUCGCCAGCGGCAUGACCGGUCUGGGCCUGCAGGAGGCCAAGGACAUCCUGAACGUGAGCAAGUUGGACGCCGCUGAGAUACAGAAGAAUUACGAGAACCUGUUUAAAAUGAAUGACAAGGCUUCAGGAGGGUCCUUCUACCUGCAGUCUAAGGUGGUAAGGGCAAAGGAGCGUCUGGAUGAGGAGCUAAAGAUCCAGGAGAUGGAAAAUCAGCGGAAGACUUCGGAGACGGGAACCUAGCAGGACCUGAUGACACCCAUCUCGACAACACCACUGCAACAACCAGCCCUACAACAACCAGCCCUACAACAACAACAACAAAGCAAUACCCAUCGCUAAAACCAGCACAGGAGCAGAGUACCCUCACUGGAUACACAUCAUUGUGCACCGCACCCUAAGACUGCAUCACAGCACUAAAACACAGCUCUGGAACCCAGGGAAGGGCUUGGUACGCGACGGUUUUAGAAGAGAUUUGUUAUAUAUGUAAUUCGAAGUGAAUAAUACUAGGAACAAAAAAUGUUUGAAAGAAUAAUAAAGUCAAUAUUUAUGGUCAACUUUAUCAUGCCCACCCAGGAAUUUUUUUAGUUGUGUGAUUUUGAAUUACAACUAUGUUAUAUAAAUAUGUAAGUAAAUAAAGAACAUUUUAUCUGAAUGGAGAUUUACAGCUAGCUGCUAAAGCUAAUCAAAGAAUGGAGCCUCCCGAUUAUUUUGGGUGUUCUCAGCAUCCUUGGGAAUGCAGCGGAAGAGCCCGAGCCAGCUUGCUUGGUCAAGCAACCGAAUGUAUCGUGCGGACAGGCACUGACACCAACGUGACAAGCCGCUCACAAGUGGUGGACCUCUUGUGAGGUCAGCAGAGCGAAUGUAAAUGCAAUUUUCCCGUUGAGUGUUUACGAAAUUCACGAGUGCCGCACGUGCCGGCGAUGUCCGUACUUCCUGCUGCACCCAGAUUAGGCAGCGUUCCAUAUCGUAUUGAAUAUUUUCACGACCACUUACAUCGCAAUUAGGAAUUAAUUCGCCAACCAACAAAACCGUACGGGGAUACUAUAAUGUAGGUAUUUGCGGUUGCGCUGUGUUCUCCACAACGGACAGCUGUUAAGCCGCAAUGAUGACUGCACUGCCACCGUCAUUGUAUCUGAUGGUAACUUGACUUUUCUAUGUUAUACCUGUGUUUGGAGUGCCAUUUGAAAUGAACACAAGAUAGCUCUCAACCACGUAAUCCCUCUCCAGACUUCCAGGUGAAAUGUGGUCGGAUUGGCUUGGGUUUGCCGUGGGCCUGCCGGUCGACUUGGCACUUGGGGUGGACUGACAAUUUCGUAGCAGAGUUUUGGGUGGCUUUUAAAAAAAAACUUUCUAUAGUAUGGUCUCCAAAAUUCCAGUCGUCUUGAGCCACGAGGUCCGUUAUUUCCACAUUUAUCAACCGUUUCCAAAUACAAGUCCUCAACACAUGCUCCAUGUACCCAAUGAUUAAUGAACAUGGCCAACGUGACUGACAGCCUUUUGCAAAUUCACUGGAUGCAGGAUUCCCCCCCUCGCCGAGAUCAGAAGUACGAGUUGAAGUGAGGUGGUUCGGACCACUCACCACUAAUGUUAGCCAAGGCCGAGGAAUUGAACUCCUCAUGGUGCAGGGUUCACUCAAAGCAGGGCGUUAACCACUGCACCAGAGCCCGAUUCCCCUAAGUUUAUUCGAUAUAUUCAUUGAAUCGGCACUCUUUGUGGCACACCAGACGCACAAACGAGAUUUCCGUCGGUUAGAAUAAUUCCUCAAGGUUACGUGGAGCGUGCUUACCGAUCAGAGCGCAUACAGCGCGUAACAGCAACAUGGCAAAUGUGGGAUGACGGACCGUGGGAAGUUUGGAAAGCCAUCCUCAUGGGAUGUCACAGGCUGCUAUGAAGGAGUCAUUGUUGUCCGUGUCUAAGUCCACGGCUGUACACCCGUCUUGAUGUGUGUUGCUAAACACCGAUUGUGAACGAAUCGUUGUGUUAAAGGUCUGUACACAUCCAAUAAAUGAUGCACUUCCGUGAAGCCCCAUCAUCACGACCCCGAGGCGUCGCU
Messenger RNA from Lethenteron reissneri (Far Eastern brook lamprey), 2877 nucleotides. It is a transcript of the gene PAM16, whose product is annotated as presequence translocase associated motor 16. Gene Ontology annotation, biological process: protein import into mitochondrial matrix. NCBI's taxonomy places the organism in Eukaryota, Metazoa, Chordata, Hyperoartia, Petromyzontiformes, Petromyzontidae. The record is from RefSeq and is a predicted model, not a curated record. Gene Ontology annotation, cellular component: TIM23 mitochondrial import inner membrane translocase complex.